CAGAAAACACAAGCCGGGCUGGCUUGAGCUGCUGCUUUAAUGGCUGGGAGCAAAUCUCAGCUACCGAACAGGGUGGCGGCUCCUUCCCCGGAUUAAGGCUGAUUCCGUGGGAACUGGACCACCCCUGAGACAGAAGGGCAACCCCGAUGCCUCCCCAGGGCCUGGGUCUACACCAGAGCCCCUUCCUCCUGGGGAGGGGGCGCCCUAGGCUCACGUCUCCCCCGCUCCUCCUGCCUCCCUCGCUGCAGGUGAACUUCCGCGGCCCCCGGAGCGGCCAGAGGUGCUGGGCCACACGGACCCAGGUGGAGAAGCGGCUGAUAGUUCUGGUGGCACUUCUGGCAGCAGGACUAGUGGCCUGCCUGACAGCACUGGGCAUCCAGUACCGGACAAGGACACCCCCAGUGUGCCUGAGUGAGGCCUGCGUGUCAGUGACCAGCUCCAUCUUGAGCUCCAUGGACCCCACGGUUGACCCGUGCCAGGACUUCUUUAGCUACGCCUGCGGGGGUUGGAUCAAGGCCAACCCUGUGCCUGAUGGCCACUCACGCUGGGGGACCUUCAGCAACCUCUGGGAACACAACCAAGCCAUCAUCAAGCACCUGCUCGAAAAUUCCACCGCCAGCGUGAGUGAGGCAGAGAGAAAGGCCCAAGUGUACUACCGAGCAUGUAUGAAUGAAACCAGGAUCGAGGAGCUCAGGGCCAAGCCCCUGAUGGAGCUGAUUGAGAAGCUCGGAGGCUGGAACAUCACAGGUCCCUGGGCCAAGGACAACUUCCAGGACACCCUGCAGGUGGUCACUGCCCACUAUCGCACCUCACCCUUCUUCUCCGUCUAUGUCAGCGCUGACUCCAAGAACUCCAACAGCAACGUGAUCCAGGUGGACCAGUCUGGCCUGGGCUUGCCCUCCAGAGACUAUUACCUGAACAAAACCGAAAACGAGAAGGUGCUGACCGGAUACCUGAACUACAUGGUGCAGCUGGGGAAGCUGCUGGGCGGGGGGGAUGAGGACGCCAUCCGGCCCCAGAUGCAGCAGAUCCUGGACUUUGAGACGGCGCUGGCCAACAUCACCAUCCCGCAGGAGAAGCGCCGGGACGAGGAGCUCAUCUACCACAAAGUAACGGCUGCUGAGCUGCAGACCUUGGCGCCCGCAAUCAACUGGCUGCCCUUUCUCAAUACCAUCUUCUACCCCGUGGAGAUCAAUGAGUCUGAGCCCAUCGUGGUCUACGACAAAGAGUACCUGGAACAGGUCUCCGUCCUCAUCAACAACACCGACAAGUGCCUGCUGAACAACUACAUGAUCUGGAACCUGGUGCGGAAAACAAGCUCCUUCCUUGAUCAGCGCUUUCAAGAUGCCGACGAGAAGUUCAUGGAGGUCAUGUACGGGACCAAGAAGACCUGCCUUCCCCGCUGGAAGUUUUGCGUGAGUGACACGGAGAACAACUUGGGCUUUGCCCUGGGCCCCAUGUUUGUCAAGGCGACAUUUGCAGAGGACAGCAAGAACAUAGCCAGUGAGAUAAUCCUAGAGAUCAAGAAGGCGUUUGAAGAGAGCCUCAGCUCCCUGAAGUGGAUGGAUGAGGACACCCGGAAAUCGGCCAAGGAGAAGGCAGAUGCCAUCUACAACAUGAUAGGCUACCCCAGCUUCAUCAUGGACCCCAAGGAGCUGGACAAAGUAUUCAAUGAUUAUACCGCAGUUCCAGACCUCUACUUUGAGAACGCCAUGCGGUUUUUCAACUUCUCGUGGAGGGUCACCGCCGACCAGCUCAGGAAAGCCCCCAACAGAGAUCAAUGGAGUAUGACACCCCCCAUGGUGAACGCUUACUACUCCCCUACCAAGAAUGAGAUCGUGUUUCCGGCCGGGAUCCUGCAGGCGCCGUUCUACACCCGCUCCUCGCCCAAGGCCUUGAACUUUGGUGGCAUUGGUGUUGUCGUGGGCCACGAGCUGACACACGCUUUUGAUGACCAAGGACGGGAGUAUGACAAGGACGGCAACCUCCGGCCCUGGUGGAAGAACUCCUCAGUGGAGGCCUUCAAGCAGCAGACCGAGUGCAUGGUGGAGCAGUACAGCAACUACAGCGUGAACGGGGAGCCGGUGAACGGCCGCCACACGCUCGGCGAGAACAUUGCCGACAAUGGCGGCCUCAAGGCAGCCUAUCGGGCGUACCAGAACUGGGUAAAGAAGAACGGGGCAGAGCAGACGCUGCCCACGCUGGGCCUCACCAACAAUCAGCUGUUCUUCCUGGGCUUUGCACAGGUCUGGUGCUCGGUCCGCACGCCAGAGAGCUCCCACGAGGGCCUCAUCACCGACCCUCACAGCCCCUCCCGCUUCCGGGUCAUCGGCUCUCUCUCCAAUUCCAAGGAGUUCUCAGAACACUUCCACUGCCCACCUGGCUCACCCAUGAACCCGCAUCACAAGUGUGAGGUCUGGUAAGGGGCAAAGCUCAGGGAGCCAAGGCGGAGGAGGGGAAGGGGCCAAGGACAAGUCCUGGGGACAGGGCUGCCAGUCUGCCCCUCCUGCUGGCCUCCAGGGCACUGCCCAGCCCCCUUUCCUACAUGGAGGGAUUGUAGCUGUCACCUUGCUGCCCGUGAUGGACACUCUCAGCAUUACCUAAGAUUGAUCCCCGCAAAGACCUAUCAUCCUGGGCGUUUGUGCGCCAAUUUAGCGACUUCAGGUGUCAGGCUGGUGUCUGCCAGGCCUGCGCCCCACAUCGAUAAGGGCGGUGGGACACAGCCCCUCGCCCACAUCCAGCGCCAGACAUACCACAAAUACCACUGUGUCGUAUGCUUUAAAGAUAUAUUUUUAGGGAAACUAUUUUUAAACAUUAUGGAAUACACUGGAAAUCUUCAGGGAAAAUGCAUUUAAAACACUUUUUUUUAAGGAAAGGAUCGGUAUAUUUAUUAUGUUCUGUUUUUUUUAAAUAACCUGUGGACAAAGCAUGUCCCCCACUGAUGUACCCCUCACUUUGAGGCUGGGCAGAGGAAGGGACCCGCCAGGCCGCUGAGCAGGUACCCAGAUAGAGCCGCCUCAGCCCUUGGAUAUGGAAUGCAGCUUCUGCCCUCAGCUGCACAGACAGGAGACUGGGGGCCAGGCAGGGGGGGAGCCAGCUGGGACCCUGCUUCGGACACAGCCUGCGGGAACCCCAGCAAGGAAGGUCUGAUCCCCACUGCUACAGUGGGGGAUUAGUGGCUGCGGCAGAAUGAGGCCAGGUCAGAGCCCUGUAACACAGACUGAGAGCGUCUGAGGACCCCGGCGGGCUGAUCCUCCCCAUCAGAUGCACUGCCGUCCAUAGAUGUCCACUUCCUGUCCUCCUGUUGGUCUCCCCAUUUCUGUCCCAGGGACCUGUUGCCUCUCUGUAGCAAUCCUCCCAUCCCAGCCACUGCGGGGUCUGCCUUGCUCAUCCUCUUUCCAGGGGAAAGAGAAAAGGGGCAUCAGCUCUUGUCUCCUGCAAGGUCUAGACCCUCCCUCUGAGCUGCACCCCUACCCCCACCCAGCCUGGCCUGGCUCCGGGUCUGGGUCUGGGUCACUAGUGCCUUAUUAUUGAGCCUGCAGCCCCAGGUGCCACCAAGGAGAUAGCCCUGUCCCGGAGCCCUUAGCCUCCUCAGUGGAGCCCCCAAGUGUCCUGACUGGAACCCCCCUUCCUGGUGCCCACUGGGCCACCCCUCCCCACCCCCAGGGCAGUAGCUCUGGAGGUCAACAGUCAGCCACCCUGAACUCACCGUGAGCUCCAGCCAUGGAAGCCCCCCGGGUUAGA
Messenger RNA from Fukomys damarensis (Damara mole-rat), 3744 nucleotides. RefSeq names its product endothelin converting enzyme 1 (gene Ece1). Gene Ontology annotation, biological process: peptide hormone processing. Gene Ontology annotation, cellular component: plasma membrane. The coding region runs from base 147 to 2423 and encodes 758 amino acids. Lineage: Eukaryota; Metazoa; Chordata; Mammalia; Rodentia; Bathyergidae. Gene Ontology annotation, molecular function: metalloendopeptidase activity. The transcript has 17 exons. The record is from RefSeq and is a predicted model, not a curated record.